AUGGGAAAUGCUUCUUCUGUCCAAGACAUAAAGCUUGGGGAUAAAAUCGGUGAUGGGGCAUAUGGAGAGGUUUUUAAAGCCGUGUGGAGCGGAAAGCAAGUCGCCGCCAAACGAAUUCGCGCGGUAUUCUUCGAUGGCGAUUACGACGGAAGCAUCAGAGCAGCGUUCUUGGAGAAGUUUAAAUCAGAAUGGGAGCUUCUCAGCAAUCUUAAACAUCCUAAUAUUGUAGAGUAUUACACAGUGAUCCUACCUCCUACCCCAGAGACACCGAUCAUCGUCACCGAGCUGUUAGCAUGCGACUUGGCCAAACACAUUCGGGAUUCGCAAAGCAAACCCAAAGUGUCUUUCUCGGAAGUGGUGAAAAUUAUGUUGGACGUUGCCGAAGCUCUGCAAUAUCUUCAUUCACAAAAGCCUCCGAUCGUCCAUCGCGAUUUGGCAAGCAAGAAUGUUUUGCUAACAAAAUCGCUACACGCAAAGAUCGCUGAUUUGGGUUUGGCAAAGGUUUUCCCGCACGGUGCUAUGUAUGCAACAGCCAUGCCGGGUACCCCGGUCUAUGCCGCCCCAGAAACUUAUCCCAAGAAAAUGGGAAGAACACAAAAAGGAAAUAAAGCAAUCUACACGGAGAAAAUCGACAUAUUCUCCUUCGGCGCUCUUAUGUUGGAGACGAUUAUUGGUCAUCUACCUGAACGCAUUCUACCCGAUCCGGUUCUUGAAGGUCAGUAUUUUGUUAAUAGAUUUGCCAUCAGACAUGCAUUUAAUUUAGAUUUCAAUUAUCGUAGUGAUCGAUUACAAGUAACGUAAUUAUAGGCGAAAUAUAGGUUUGACUGCUUUUGUUUUGUUACGCAUUUGAUAUGCUUAACGCCCUGGCCCGGGUUGUUCGAAGCAUGGUUAGUGCUAACCAGCGUUAAAUACCAUGGAAACCUAUACAUUUUGAUACCUCUUAACCAACGGUUAGCGCUAACCAGGCUUCGAGCAACCGGCCCCUGGUCGCUCUACUCAGUUACAAAGUCCUUCAGUUCGUAGUCGUGCGGUUGUUUUACCUCACUUGACGUAAUAAAGCUCGCUUCCCAUACUUUAGGAUUACUUAAAAAAUCCAGUACUAGUGACUAAAAGAGGUCGAAUUGGCAAGUCUGGCUGGUCUUCCCAGCCGUUUCUUAGUGGAAAGUGAAAAGUGUUACGAGAAAAAAAUGUCACACAAAAAAAGGUCACGUAAUUCACCACCUUGAAAAGUAAAACUGCUGGCUUCUGGCUCAGUGAUCAGGGACCUUUUCAUGGAUGCUUAAUCCAGACACCUCAGUUGCUGAAAACUUUUAUAAUUUUAGAUCGCCUCUGUUUGCCUUUGCUGACUUCUCUUAGUAUCUUGCUAUCUUUCCUAAAAAAUGGGCUUUUUCUAUUAUUUGACUUAUUUAGCCUGGUGUCUCGUGCAUGACGCAGCACUUGUCAUGGCAGCGUUUUCCGACCGUCGAGCUGCAUCACUUAAGUAAGAUUCUAAGAAAUCGGUAGAGAAGGUUCAUCCAGGAAAUCCAUAAUAUUCACUCAUACACAAAAGAGUCUAACCCAAAUAAGGGAAUCCGGAUUCUGGAAUCCUUGAAAUUUUUCCUUGUGGAAUCUGUCAUCCCGGGCUUUGGACUCGGGAAUACAGCUCAGGGAAUCCGGAAUCCCACUAGCUAACGGAAUCUAGAAUCCUAGUCCCACUGACAAAGACUGGAAUCCAGUACCAGGGAUCCGGUACCCUGGUUUCCAGAGACUUUUCUGGCGCGGUUUCCGGUUUCUGUCAAGUCUUUAUAGUGACCCGAGUUUUUUCUCGCGGCUUCGGCCUACGGCCGAAGAUGUGUCAGGCUUCGGCCAACACCAAAAAUUUCCGCCGCACGCAAGAAAAACCUCUGGUACACAGGGCAGGGAUCCGGAAUCCAUGGAGUGGAAUCCAGAAUCCAAGAUGGUCUUGGAUUCCCUAACAUUGGGCGAACUGAACGUUUUCCGAUCAAAAGGUGCAAUGAACCAGUGAUUUUACUUGGUCUGAUUUGAUUCGAUUAGACUCCAUCUCCAUCAUCCAGGACGUAUUGAGUAACCUCUGUCAAUCUGGGCACAUCAGAGUGAAGGGAAGGUGGUUUUGGGCUAGCUUAGGGAGCUAAUAUUAUCACCCAUAGAGAUAUCACUUAAAGUAGUGUGUAAAAAAUAGUUUAUGCAGGAAAAACAAACUAUUAUGUUGUGUUGGAGACAGAAUUCAAUUUUAACAUAUUUACCUAAUUGUAAUCACUAUAAGAGCACUUUUAAGAAAUACUGAAAUAGGCAAAAAAAUUGUUCCCGGGAAUUGGUUGCCUGUUUCAGUGUAUUUGUCACUACUUUGGAUCAAAUAAAGCUUGAGCCAGGCCAUUUGUCCAAACUCAUAUCUUUCACCUGUUCACACGGGGGUUACACCACAUUCAGAUCGCCACCGCACACCUGUAAUGACACAAAUAGAUGCUGUUCCUCCCAAAAUGUGAUGCGUUUCUUUUUUUGUAGAUGGAGAGAUUGUUCCAGAGUACAUUCGCCGGAGCGAGGACCUGGAGGAGAUGGGACCGGAUCAUCCACUACAUAGUCUCGUAUGCCAGUGCUUUGAAAACAUCCCUGAGAAAAGACCCAGUGCUACUGACAUCAUUAACACCCUUCUGAAAUUUACCAAAGAAAUAAAAGGAAAACUUCCUAGAAAGGCCACUGGGGAAAAAGUUGGGGCUAUGUCAAAUAUCCAAUACGACCACAAGUUUAAGGUUCUGGUUUUAGGCGAAUCCGGCGUUGGCAAGACGUCCAUAGUAGCUCGAUUCCUUGAUGCUCAUAGUUCGUUUCCUGACAACCCUUUUCCAAGCACCUUGGAAUCUGAGGAUCACUUCGAGCGUCUGCGAUUUCGCGACAAGUCAGUACAUCUUCACUUGGUCGAUGUUGGAGGGAACAGGUUCAGCCCGGCAGCCAACUUUGCCCCGCAGAUCUUCCGCAAGGUCCGGGGUGUGGUCAUCGUUUUUGAUCUCACCUCGCAAGUGUCUUUCUUGGAAGUUUCCACGUGGCUGGAAACCGUGAAGAAAGCCUGCCAUGUGGGAAUACCUAUGGUACUGGUUGGAAACAAGAAUGACGACUUGGACAGAUGGGUUGAUGGGCGGACGGUGGAGAACUUUGCCUUGAAAGAGAACUUGUUUUACAUUGAGGCCAGUGCAAAAAAACGAGAGAACAUUGACGAAAUCUUUUCUGUUCUUAUUGGUUUAAUGAUUGAGAAUGAAAAUCAGCUGGAAUCUUCUCUUGAUGGAAGCACGCUUCUUGACUCUCUGCGGAGAACAUUACCUGACGGCGAAAGAAUCGAGAAGAGCUUAAUUGCUGAAAGACAGAGAAGCCCUCGGCACGAAGUUCUUGAUCCUGGGGUUAUAGUGUUGGAGGACACGAAUGCUUCCGAUAGCAAAACGGGAAACAAUAGUGCAGCUAAAAAAACUGAAGAUGACGGUACCAAAAACAAGAAAAGACACUGGUGUUGCUUAGUAACCUAA
Messenger RNA from Porites evermanni, 3509 nucleotides. Lineage: Eukaryota; Metazoa; Cnidaria; Anthozoa; Scleractinia; Poritidae. The record is from the annotation of a GenBank genome assembly.